Molecule: messenger RNA, 1749 nt
Organism: Erythranthe guttata (spotted monkey flower)
Lineage: Eukaryota; Viridiplantae; Streptophyta; Magnoliopsida; Lamiales; Phrymaceae
Gene: LOS2
Product: Enolase
Biological process (GO): glycolytic process
Cellular component (GO): phosphopyruvate hydratase complex
Molecular function (GO): magnesium ion binding; phosphopyruvate hydratase activity
Source: RefSeq, a predicted model, not a curated record
UUCUCAACCAAGAUCAACGGUUGUAAUUAGCCUAACACUUCUACAAAUACACCCCUAAAAACCCUUCUCCUCACUCACUCCACCUGUUCUUUCUCACUCUAAAAUCCCCUUCCUUCUACAGAUCUAAUCUCACUUUCUCUCUCUAAAAAUGGCCACUAUCAAGAGCGUGAAGGCGCGUCAGAUCUUCGACAGCCGUGGUAACCCUACCGUCGAGGUUGAUAUACAUCUAUCGAAUGGGCUCUGGGCUAGAGCCGCUGUUCCUAGUGGUGCAUCCACUGGUGUUUACGAGGCUCUUGAACUGAGGGACGGAGGAUCCGAGUACCUCGGAAAAGGUGUCUCAAAGGCUGUGGGCAAUGUCAACUCUAUCAUUGGACCUGCCCUCAUCGGAAAGGACCCAACCGAUCAGACCGGAAUUGACAACUUCAUGGUUCAACAACUCGAUGGAACUCAGAAUGAGUGGGGUUGGUGCAAACAGAAGCUCGGCGCAAACGCCAUUUUGGCUGUGUCCCUUGCCUUGUGCAAAGCUGGAGCUGCUGUCCUAGAUAUCCCUCUGUACAAGCACAUUGCCAACCUAGCUGGUAACAAGAAGCUGGUUCUCCCUGUUCCCGCUUUCAAUGUCAUCAAUGGUGGAUCGCACGCCGGAAACAAACUUGCCAUGCAGGAGUUCAUGAUUCUACCGGUCGGAGCUUCUUCAUUCAAGGAGGCUAUGAAGAUGGGUGUUGAAGUGUAUCACCAUUUGAAGGCUGUUAUUAAGAAGAAGUACGGACAAGACGCAACCAACGUCGGAGACGAGGGUGGCUUCGCUCCCAACAUUCAGGAGAACAAGGAAGGUCUCGAACUUCUCAAGACAGCUAUCGCCAAAGCUGGCUACACUGGAAAGGUUGUUAUCGGAAUGGAUGUUGCUGCGUCUGAAUUUUACGGGUCUGACAAGACUUACGAUUUGAACUUCAAGGAAGACAACAAUGACGGAUCAGCAAAGAUCUCGGGCGACAAACUGAAAGAUUUGUACAAGUCGUUUGUGUCUGAGUACCCUAUUGUCUCGAUUGAGGAUCCGUUUGACCAGGAUGACUGGGAGCACUAUGCAAAGAUGACUGCAGAAAUCGGCACCCCAGUCCAAAUUGUGGGAGAUGAUCUCCUUGUCACCAACCCCAAGAGAGUCGAGAAGGCAAUCAAGGAGAAGUCAUGCAAUGCUCUUCUUCUCAAGGUUAACCAAAUUGGAUCUGUGACUGAGAGUAUUGAAGCUGUAAGGAUGUCCAAGCAUGCUGGUUGGGGUGUAAUGGCCAGUCACCGCAGUGGAGAAACAGAGGACACUUUCAUUGCUGAUCUCUCUGUCGGUUUGGCUACGGGCCAAAUUAAGACUGGAGCUCCGUGCAGAUCAGAGCGUCUAGCAAAAUACAACCAGCUAUUGAGGAUUGAAGAGGAACUUGGUUCGGAAGCAGUUUAUGCAGGAGCCAACUUCCGCACACCGGUCGAGCCCUACUAAAUCCCUUGCAUUAGUGUGUUGUUAGAGAUUUGCUUUCGGGAUGCGGCUAAAUAAUGUCUUAUGUAGAAUGGGUCAUGUUUUCGCUUUUUGAGACCUGGUUUUUGUUUUUCCUUUUCAAAUAAUUUGCAGAAAUUUUGUUUUUGAAUCAUAAACUGAAAUCCCUUUUACUAGUUAGUGUUGGGGAAUGUCUCAAUUUGAUCUUAAUGAAUCCUGCAGCUUUUGUGUUUUUUUGCCAAUGUUGAAAUAGAACUUUCUUUCUAUCUUAA